AAAAGUGAAGUGCAUCAAUCCCCGUUCCCUGAUUGGUUAAACUCCGAGCUACAUCAUGCGUCUGUAUGUGGGUGGUGCUUCCUCUGUGCUAUAGAGCAGCGGUUGCCUCUCAGAACUACAAAUCCCAGAAUGCCAGCGCAAAAGGAAGGAAGACGCAUGUGGCCAAUCGGAGCUCGUCUUGUUACUUAACUUCUGCCAGGAGCGGCUGCAGUGUGAGGCUUGCACCAUGACAAAGUGUAUCGUAAAGGGGUGUUCGAACACAACUCAGAAGAACAGUGGCGUUACACUUCACGGUUUUCCAAGCUCACUCAAUGCAAUUAAGUUGUGGCUCCAACAGACUGGCAACGAUUUUGGUGAUGUGGAUGCCUUUGCCAAACGCAUCCUUGACUCAAGAAGCAGGUGGAUAUAUCGGAUGUGCUCCAAGCAUUUCUCGCCACAGAGUUACAUCUGGAGCGGUAAGAAACUGAUUCUGAGGCCUGACGCUGUACCCACCAUAUUCCCAGGGAAAAUGAACAGGUACAUCAUGGAGGAUGUGCUGGGUUUUACACGGUCUGAAAGUGCACAGGUGGAAAUGCAGUUGCAGCUGGAUUCCAUUACAGAGCAACAUGGCGGACACCAUCCAACAUCACUCUGCAAGUGCCAGACCACGGGAGUGCCACAAAGAAAAAAACCUGAAAAUCGAUCUAAAGAGGAGAUGAAACCGACGCCAGCACCCUCCAAUGGCAAAGUCAUGGUGGACAAGUCUACAAACACAGAUCCAAUGGUCGGUAAGGAAGAUAAAGGCACGCUGUGGCCUGAAUUUGAAUAUAAUUUUGAUGGUGAGCCAUGGAAGAUAAAGCAUGAUCACUUCUACCCACAUGUCCGUGCGGUGAAAGAACCAAAGAAAAGGGGGAGGCCAUCAAAGCGGAAGGAUGACUUUUGGUGCACAAACGAUUAUGAAUCGAUUAAGAACUCCCUUAACCACAAGCAUCGCUAUCCACUCACCGAUUCACCGUAUAUAUUUAUUGAGAAGGAUUAUUUUGACGCAGACAUGGUACCAAUAAAAUCUGGGGACGUGGCUGUCUUUUUCUCCAGAGAAGAAUGGAAGUACAUAGAACAACACAAGGAGAACUACCAGGACAUGCUUCCCGACGAGCCACCCUUCAGCAAGUUUCGCAUCCCAGAGAGCAGCGGCCUAGAUAAUGCCAACAACGAGACUUCAGCUGCAGAGGUCAAUUCUCUAGGGCCUGCUACGGAUUCACCUACAGAUGAUAGCAAAGAUGGAAUGUUAAUUACGGAAGAUGGUCUGUAUACAUCCCUGCCCGUUGAUGAUGCUCCUGCCAGUCCCACAGAACACAUUAAAGAAGAAAUAGAAGAAAUAAGGAUUUCAGACAAGGGCUUUCAGGAGACUAAGAGUGAAUGUAUGGACUAUCCUGCAGAUGAAGUGAAAGAAGAAACAGAGGCCUUUUCCAUUAAAGACAGGCAUUUGGAGCAAAACCUGGAUUAUUCAUCAGAUGACUUCUUCCCCGAAGACAGAAAAAGAGCUUACAAACAAGCUCUUUCCGAUGAACAUGCCAAAGCUCAUUGCUUGAUGAGUGAAGAGAACUCUAAUGAAAACGACACAAAUAAUAAAAAGAACCCUUGUGUCAAUGCAUCUCCUGCCAACAAUGUUGGAGAAGGUGAUGGGAAGGAGGACAACAGGUCGGAUCAAGACCUUGAAGAGGGAGGUGUGUGGCCCCGUCAGUGCAAAGUCUGCAGUAUUUGGUUCCCAAACUAUUUCCAGCUUUCUCUCCAUUUAAAGACCCACGCUGUCAAGAAGCUCUUGAAGUGCCCAACCUGCCAGAAAGGCUACAGAUACCAGUCCCAAUUAAUCACCCAUCAGAAAACACAUAGAAUCAAGCAGCGGGUUUACACCUGCCCCGUAUGCUAUGUCCAAUACGCACAGAAGUGCCAGUUUGCUGCCCACAUGAGGAUCCACCCUGGUGAGAAGCCGCACAUGUGCGAUGAAUGUGGCAAGUGCUUCGCCCAGAAGGGUACCCUGGUUCUACAUCAGAUGAAACACAAAGGACUGAACCCAUACAAAUGCAAACAGUGCGGGAAGCAGUUUGAAAAUAGAUCUAAACUCAUAAAACACCUAAAAUUCCACCGAACUGAGAAAAAUCCCACAACCAGUUGAUGUUUGGGUGUACUCCCCUUGAGUCCUCAUAUAGAGAAUAACAAUUCAUAACUUAUUUGUCUGCAGUCAGCCUAGGAAAAACUCACCGCCAGGCGGUCUUGGCAGGAAAUGAUCUCUGCACAUUAUACCAGUGUGUUCUGUUGGGCUACUGGCAGUGAAUUAUGGGAAAUGUAGUUUGCCAACAGCAAGAGAGUCACAUCAUAGGUAAUGGUGUAUUUAACAGAAGUAUAGUUGGUUGUUAUAAGAUCGCAGAUCAUUCCCUAAAAAUAUGGAGAGAAAUAGGGAUUUCACGUUCUGCUGCCACUGAGAAUCUUGGCCAUUUCAACCGACCAAUCAGUGCUCAUACCUUCAUAUACUUAAAUAUUUGACUUUUCCCCAAAGAUACGGGGCGAACACUUUUUCAUGGCAAACCACAUUGUGUUCAAGGAUCCAAAUCAUCAGUGUAUGCCUGCUGUAUCCUUGAUUUAAAGAGCCAGUGAGUCGUACUGUGGUUCGUUGCUAUAAGUAACUCUUGGUAAACUUUAAUUUUGUGGGGGGGGGGGGGCGGUGGAGCUGGUUCUACAUGUUUCUCUGUACUGUGUGGAGAUUAAAGGGCAUGUAAAGGAAAAAAAAAAUCCAAUUUUUACUUUCUUUAAAGGGAUUCUGUCAUGGGAGAAAUUUUUUUUUUCAAAAUGAAUCAGUUAAUAGUGCUGCUCCAGCA
Xenopus laevis (African clawed frog) is the source of this 2855-nucleotide messenger RNA. Its product is annotated as zinc finger protein 10. The record is from RefSeq and is a predicted model, not a curated record. The transcript is spliced from 8 exons. The coding region runs from base 227 to 2155 and encodes 642 amino acids. NCBI's taxonomy places the organism in Eukaryota, Metazoa, Chordata, Amphibia, Anura, Pipidae.